This is a messenger RNA of Phycodurus eques (leafy seadragon), 2901 nucleotides long. It is a transcript of the gene tmem256, whose product is annotated as transmembrane protein 256. The record is from RefSeq and is a predicted model, not a curated record. NCBI's taxonomy places the organism in Eukaryota, Metazoa, Chordata, Actinopteri, Syngnathiformes, Syngnathidae. The transcript is spliced from 5 exons. The coding region runs from base 450 to 791 and encodes 113 amino acids.
ACUCCCGGUGUGAUGCGGUUGCGUUCACAGACCGCGUGAAAUUACGCGGUUAGGAGUGGUAGCGUACUUUUUGUCUUCUUCAUUUGUCCAGUUUUCGUUUUCGGAAGGAAUGAAUUGAUCUUUUAAGCUCGAAGCUUCAACUCGUGGAUAAUGUACAGACUCGCAAUGGCAACGGCGCUUGAAGGCAUCCUCUUCCGGUUGUCUGCAGUUCAUACGCAGAUAUGAGACGAUAGAUCCCAGGCGUGCCGACGGCGACGCUAAGCUAGGAAGGUCAAAGUGCUCCGCGCCUUCCGUGCGUGCAAAAGACACACGAUGCUACUGGCGGUUGCGCACAAGGCUGUGCAAUCACAACAAGGGGCCUGUGCCUGGGAAUACCUUUUCACAGGCACGUCGUCGUUGAUCCGGCGUAUCUGGUUGUCCGUCUUCUAUCGCGCGACGCAAAAGCGAUCAUGUCCGCAGUUGUUGUCCGCCGGCUGGCUGCUCUCUCCGGGGCUUCGGCGGUGGGACUUGGGGCCUACGGGGCGCAUGGUUUUAAACAUAGCGACCCCGAUGAUUAUCAGAGAGCGCUCUUCGAAACGGCCAACCGGUACCACUUCUACCACAGCCUGGCCCUUCUGGGUGCCGCCCGCUCGGGCAAACCCGCUGUGGCCGCCACCCUCCUGCUCGCCGGCAUCGGGAUGUUCUGCGGGUCGCUGUACCACCAGGCCGUGACGGGGGACCCCGGUCUUCGCAAGGUGGCCCCCGUGGGAGGCGUGGCGAUGAUCGCAGGCUGGCUGGCGAUCAUCCUCUGACCUGCUGUGCGCGCGCGUUUAUCUUGGAGGAAACUUAGCGGAUCCAGCUAUAGCUACUUUUUGGAAUAAUAAUCAUAGGGAAAACCAAAAAAAAGUCUCCGUCGGAGCAAAAGCUUUUCAUUUCAUCGAUUCAACUGAAUGUGCUCAUCUCAAUUUCCAUCAAGACGUCUCCACGUUUAAUAGUCCAGCAGAACACUUUUUUUGUCACUUGAAGUCUUCCGAUAAACAUCUUCAAUAAAAGAUGAUCCAUACCGUUGGAAUGAAACUCGUCGGAGCUGAAGUUUGUCCCGAUGCAUCAAGUGGAGUUGGAAAAAAAAAACAUUUCGGGAAUUGGAAUGUCUGUGAAGCUGCACGACAUAUCUAUCUAUCGCAACGGCUCGGCGAGCAGCCCACAUGACGCUCGCCCACAUUUUUCACCCUCCUCCGAGGUGGUUGAGGAAAGUACGGCAGCAUAUCUUAUGUACGCUUCUGGACUUGGACAACUUUCUUUCAAAAAUGGCAGCAAACUCCCAAACGGAAGAUUCUUCACUUCGGGUGACCGAGAAACGCACCGCGCACGUUCAGUCGAGGCGGUUAGCCCGUCCGUCUCGAGAUGUUCUCGGGACCGACACGAAAACGGUGCGCAGUACGUCACGUGCGUGCAGUGAAUUUAGCACUCGAUUUCCUCCGGUUGAAUGGGCGAACAUUUGCCGAGGUACAGCAUGUAGCCAACUCGGAGGGACGUUCUCCCCCACUUUUCGGUUGAAAAGCUUCUAGUUGUCGUACAUUUUGAGCUGCACGCAAGCACGAAGAUGAUUUACCAGCUGCAUAAUACAACGGAAAUCAAGUGAAAGACGGCUGACGGAUCAAGCAGAGGUUCGUCGGGAUUGCUGGAAUGAAUCCAACUUCUUCUUCAAUGGUAUUGUAUUGUUCUAGAGAAAAGUGCUCAUCUGUGGGCAGAUUUAUCGCUGCGGGGAACCUUAACCUGCAUAUUGGCAGCUAACCUGUCCUCUUGUCCUUCGCUGAGAAACUCACCGACUCCGUGGCAGAUUUUUGCUGUUCGUGGCGCGGUUCGGUCCCGAACCCCGAGAACGCUCGGUGACGACGGCCCGUAUCGCUUAUUCUUGUCGUCGCGUUCGUGCUCGGGUGGAGCCGUGUUUCAAAAUAUGAUCUGCUUCGAGGUUGUCGUUUUUAAGAAGACUUCUUUAUUGCUGGCGAUAGGAAAAUGUGGGUGACGGCAGACAGUUGAGAACCGCCCGAGGUGACAGACUGUCAAAGUGUGGCUCCCUCUAGUGGUCCGAAAAAUAACGAGCGAAUUCAAGCUUCAAGCUGCACAAUACUCCAUUUCCAACAGCAGCCAAAUGGAGCGCGCAGCACACGCACGGUGAGCACGUUGCUGUCUUCGCCCGCUUAAGCCGCCGCUAAUCCCGGGAUCGUCCCGGGGAGCGCGACCGAGGACCUGCCGGAGAUGCCGAGUGAGCAGCGCGGACGGCAAACGCGGCGGGCCGAGGAAGAGGAAGCGCAAGUUCGGGGUGGCCGAGCGCUGCGUUGCCCGGGCAGCUUUCGUCCAUCCGGUUCUGCGCGUUGCUUGUGCGUGCGUGCGUGCGACGCGGAUCGUCGCCGGCUGGGUGUCCGCCGCCCCGCCCCGCCCCGCUUGACCCCACCUGUCAAGUUAGCUUGCAUGCUAGCUGGCUAAGUAGGCUAAUCGAAGAAACGAGCUUUCGAAAGCCAUGUAAAUAAAGUCUGUCUGUGCUUUGUCGACACUUCUUCCAAUACAUGUGCCAUAGUAGGCCUCUAAUUAGUCAUUCUUGCCAAUUGAGGCCGUCUUGUGUUUCCAAGUCGAAUCGUACCUGGUUUGCCUUUCAAGUUCCAUCGCAUUCGAGUGUGACGACGCUCAAUCAAGUCGCAGCCCAAUCAACGCAUCAGCGCUUUCUGAUGGGUUCCUACCCAAGUGCACUUCCGGAUUCCAGUCUGGCACAAAUGCACCAGACAACCAAAUGUUGAACCGUUUACUUUUUCCGGAAGCUCUGCACGGUGGAGGACAAAACCCGAACCAUGUGUUUUGCUUCAGACGUUUCUAACCCAUUUUAUCCGCUCUUCUUUUCCCCUUUGUUGUGACCCACGGUGCCGU